AUGGGAGUCCUUUCUCCUCAUAGAAUCCAACUAUCAUUCUUUUCCAUUGUCGUGUUGCUUUCUAUUCCUUGGUCAGCUUCAGCUGCAAAUUCAGCUCCCAACACUUUUGUUCAAUGCCUUCUAAACAACUCAGAGCCCUCUUACCCCAUAACAUCAGCAAUUUUCACACCAAACAACUCCUUAUUCUCUUCAGUCUUGGAAGCCUACAUCAGAAACCUUCGUUUCAACACCUCCACAACCCGGAAGCCAUUCCUUAUAGUGACCCCUUCUCAUGUUUCCCAUGUGCAAGCAGCCAUUGUUUGUGCAAAAAAGCACAAAUUGCUGAUGAAAAUCCGAAGUGGUGGCCAUGACUACGAAGGGUUGUCUUAUGUGGCUUCACAGCCACUCUUCAUCCUUGACAUGUUCAAUCUUCGAUCCAUUGAGAUUGACAUGAAAACCGAGACAGCGUGGGUCGAAGCCGGUGCAACGCUUGGUGAAGUUUAUUACAGAAUUGCUGAGAAGAGUAAAAUUCAUGCUUUCCCAGCAGGGGUUUGUCCCACUGUUGGGGUAGGAGGACACAUAAGUGGUGGUGGCUAUGGCAACAUGAUGAGAAAAUAUGGUCUCUCAGUGGAUAAUGUUAUUGAUGCACUAAUGGUUGAUGUUCAAGGUAGAUUACUUGAUAGAAAAUCAAUGGGUGAAGAUCUCUUUUGGGCCAUCACAGGUGGUGGUGGAGCUAGUUUUGGUGUGGUUCUUGCCUACAAAAUAAAACUAGUUCGAGUUCCCGAAACAGUCACUGUUUUCCGGGUUCCGAAAACGCUGGAGCAAAAUGCCACUGACAUAGUUUAUAAUUGGCAGCAUGUUGCACCAACCAUCAACAACAACCUUUUCAUUAGACUUGUCUUGAACGUUGUGAACGUUACACAAAAUGAAACAAAGACUAUAAGAGCAACCUUCGUAGCUCUAUUCCUUGGUGACUCCAAAAGCCUUGUUUCUCUCUUGAAUGACAAGUUCCCUCAAUUGGGUUUGAAGCAAUCCGAUUGCAUCGAAACAAGCUGGCUUGGUUCAGUGCUGUUUUGGACAAACAUCAACAUCACAGCUCCGGUUGAGGUUUUGCUUAAUAGACAACCACAAUCAGUCAACUACUUGAAAAGGAAAUCUGAUUAUGUUAAGAAAUCAAUUUCCAAAGAGGGUUUGGAAGGGAUUUGGAGGAAGAUGAUUGAGUUGGUGGAUACAUCACUGAAUUUCAAUCCUUAUGGUGGAAGAAUGGCUGAGAUUCCUUCAACAACAUCUCCUUUCCCUCAUCGAGCUGGGAACCUAUGGAAGAUCCAAUACCUAGCGAAUUGGAAUAAACCAGGGAAAGAGGUAGCAGAUCACUACAUAAACUUGACAAGAAAACUUCACAAGUACAUGACUCCUUUUGUCUCCAAGAAUCCUAGAGGGGCUUUCUUUAAUUAUAGGGACCUUGACUUAGGAAGUAAUAACUACAAUGGUAAAAAUAGCUAUGCUAAAGGGAGAGUUUAUGGAGUGAAGUAUUUCAAGGAUAACUUCAACAAGUUGGUUCAAAUAAAGACCAAGGUUGAUCCUGAUAAUUUCUUUAGGAAUGAACAAAGCAUCCCUAUGCUACCAUAUCAUAAAUUAUUAGAGUAA
Messenger RNA from Glycine soja, 1626 nucleotides. RefSeq names its product berberine bridge enzyme-like 8. Gene Ontology annotation, molecular function: FAD binding; oxidoreductase activity. Lineage: Eukaryota; Viridiplantae; Streptophyta; Magnoliopsida; Fabales; Fabaceae. Bases 1 to 1626 code for a protein of 541 amino acids. The record is from RefSeq and is a predicted model, not a curated record. The transcript has a single exon.